AUGUGUGGGUUUGGGGGAAGUUUAGCAGCCAUAGACAAUCUAUCCCAGAUUGGAUCUUCCUAUGGAUACACAACGGUAAGCAUAAGAACUUUCAUGUCGCUUUUAAGCACUUGGAAUUAUCUAGGUCAGGUAGCCUCGGGAUGUGUCUCUGACAUUGUUCUACAAAUGUACAAAUUUCCUCGCCCCCACAUGCUCACUCUGACCCUCCUAGUAUCAUGUGCUGGUCACCUUCUCAUGGCUCUUAAUGUCCCGAACGGACUUUAUGCAGCGUCCAUUAUCAUUGGGUUUUGUUUAGGCGCACAAGCCCCAUUACUGUUUGCAAUAAUUUCAGAGCUUUUUGGGCUAAAAUACUACUCCACUUUGUUCAAUUAUGCGGCAGCGACAAGCCCCCUUGGAUUGUAUUUGCUCAACGUCAAGCUGACUGGGCAUUUCUACGAUAAGGAGGCUGAGAAGCAAAUGGCAGCAUUGGGACUCAAAAGGGAGGCUGGGAGGGAGUUGAAUUGUAGUGGGGGAGAAUGCUACAAGUUAUCCUUCAUUGUCAUUACUGUGGUCAGUCUGUUCAGCGCACUUGCUUCUCUCAUUUUGGUGGUCCGGACUUGGAGCUUUUAUAAGACUGACAUUUAUAAUAGGUUUCAAGAGCAGGCUGAGACUGAGUGA
This is a messenger RNA of Corylus avellana, 657 nucleotides long. Its product is annotated as protein NUCLEAR FUSION DEFECTIVE 4-like. NCBI's taxonomy places the organism in Eukaryota, Viridiplantae, Streptophyta, Magnoliopsida, Fagales, Betulaceae. The record is from RefSeq and is a predicted model, not a curated record. Gene Ontology annotation, cellular component: membrane.